Molecule: messenger RNA, 1395 nt
Organism: Glarea lozoyensis ATCC 20868
Lineage: Eukaryota; Fungi; Ascomycota; Leotiomycetes; Helotiales; Helotiaceae
Product: PTPA-like protein
Exons: 3
Coding region: 1-1395 (464 amino acids)
Biological process (GO): mitotic spindle organization
Cellular component (GO): cytoplasm; nucleus; protein phosphatase type 2A complex
Molecular function (GO): peptidyl-prolyl cis-trans isomerase activity; protein tyrosine phosphatase activator activity
Source: RefSeq, a predicted model, not a curated record
AUGGAGUCCCUUUCUGUCAAUAAAUUACCAGCAUUCUUGCCGAUACUGGAGAGCUCGAAACCACAUACCUUUCUCAUUCCAACUAAACGCAUCAACGAAGGUCACGAUGUUCCGUUUUUCCUUACCUCGCGAGCAUAUUCUGAUAUCGGGAUCUUCAUGAUGCAGCUGAAUACUGCCAUGUGCCCAAGAAAGGCCCCUGGAUCUUCUUCUGAGAUACGCACAUGGCAGCUUGAUGAUCCCCUCCAUCUCUCGGAGCCAGUCCAGAAGAUCCACGCCUUGCUGGGCAAAAUAGAUUCUAUUAUAGAAGAAGCGCCCCCAGACACAGGACCUCGGAGAUUUGGUAACGUCAGUUUUAGAAAGUGGUAUGAAAUUCUAAAUACAAGAGUAAGGGACUUGCUUAUUGCUCACCUUCCGGAUUCUGUUCUUAAUUUUGGUGUGAACCCCGCAAGUAACGUGUCCGUUCUGGACGAGCUGACUCCAUAUCUCCUGGGUGGGUUUGGUAGCUCUCAGCGACUUGACUAUGGUACAGGCCAUGAGCUUAGCUUUCUUGCUUUCAUUGCUUGUAUUUGGAAGCUUGGGGGCUUCACGGCCACGAAUUCAAGCGACGGGGCCUUGGAGAGGAGUAUUGUUCUAGGCAUCAUUGAACCAUACUUUCGCGUUGUUCGUCGCCUUAUUCUCACAUAUACUCUGGAGCCUGCUGGUUCACAUGGAGUUUGGGGCUUGGAUGAUCAUUCUUUCCUCCCAUACAUCCUCGGUUCCUCGCAGUACUGUCCUGCGAUUAACGAUUCUGAUCCAAUGCCUGUUGAAGGUACUCUCUCCGGCUCGCCGAAUCCUGCAGAUGUUGCGAAGAAAAAUGUGGUUGACCGCGAGAGGAAGCAUAACAUGUAUUUUGCUGCCGUCGGAUUUAUUAACGAUGUAAAGACCGGCCCAUUUUGGGAGCAUAGUCCAAUACUCUUCGAUAUUUCUGGUGUAAAAGCUGGAUGGGGAAAAAUUAACAAAGGCAUGAUCAAAAUGUACAAUGCGGAAGUUCUGUCGAAGUUUCCUGUGGUGCAGCAUUUCCCCUUCGGCUCCCUAUUCACUUGGGAACAGGAUCCCAAUGCCAUUUCUGCGAUACCUUCCGUGCACACUGCAAGCCAACCUACGAUUCACCAACCUUCGAUGACUACUGCCACGGGCCGACCUUCAGAUACCACAAACGCUCCUUGGGCGAAAACAUCGGCUCAAAUGAACGAAACUCGCCGAACAGUACCAAGUACAACCUCUUUUCAGUCUGAAAUGCCUGCAACAAGAGCUCCCUGGGCCAAGGCUCCUGGAACUCAGCAAUCAACAAGUACAGCGCCCCCUCCCGGAGGGAUGCUUGAUGGCCCAACUCGCGCGCCAUGGGCAAAGAGAUGA